UUUCCAUCUUGUAUACAAUCAGAUUAUCGCACGUUUAGUUUGUGCAUGAUAAUGUAUCCUGAAUGUUAUUGACCUUCCCUACCACCAGUGCCAUGAAAUUUCUUGUCCCAACAUCUAUUUAUGUGCUUCUUAUAUCCAUUGAGCUCUCCAAUCACCACCCUCAGCGAAAUACUAUUCCCAUCCUUCAAGAGAUUAGAAAUAUGGAGAGCAAAAAACAUACCAUUUGUAGACAUCCACCGACUUAUGGCAAUCUCAUAACAGUUUUAUCUAUUGAUGGUGGAGGGAUUCGAGGAAUAAUUCCAGCUGUUGUUCUUACCUUUCUAGAAUCAGAGCUGCAGAAACUUGAUGGAGAGGAAGCCCGAUUAGCCGACUACUUCGAUGUCAUGGCUGGGACUAGCACAGGAGGGCUAGUAACUGCGAUGUUGGCCACGCCAAACAAGAAUAGAAGACCACUUUUUGCAGCCAAGGAUAUUAAAGAAUUUUAUAUGAACCAUUCUCCAAAAAUUUUCCCACAACUCAGGGGUCCGUUUGGUAGGAUGAUGAGGAUAGUUCGAUCAAUGUCAGGACCUUCCUAUGAUGGCAAGCACCUUCAUGAAGUUGUGAGAGAGAAAUUAGGAAGCACCAGGCUGCAUCAGACUUUAACGAAUGUGGUCAUACCAACUUUCGACAUCAAGCGAUUACAGCCAACCAUUUUCUCUUCCUAUGAGGCCAAGAAGAAGAAGAACAAUACAAUGGAUGCUCUGCUAUCAGAUAUUUGCAUCAGUACGAGCGCUGCUCCAACUUACCUGCCUGCACACCUCUUCAGGACUGAAGAUUGUCAUGGAAACAUCAAGGAAUUCAAUCUUAUUGAUGGUGGAGUGGCUGCCAAUAAUCCAGCUUUAGUUGCCAUUGGAGAAGUAAGCAAGCAGAUAUUCAAGCAAAAUCCAGAUUUCUUCCCAAUAAAACCUAUGGAUUACGGCCGUUUUUUGGUCAUUUCACUUGGCACGGGGUCCCCAAAGAUUGAAGCGAAAUACAGUGCAGAAAAAGCUAAAUCAUGGGGAGUACUGGAUUGGUUGCUUGUUGGUGGGUCGACUCCCUUGGUAGAUAUUUUCACACAGGCAAGUGCUGAUAUGGUGGAUAUCCACAUCGCUGCUGUGUUCAAAGUUCUACAUUCUGAGCAGAACUAUCUGCGGAUUCAGGAUGAUACUCUCCAAGGGACAGUGGCAUCAGUUGAUGUCGCCACCAGGGAUAAUCUGGAGAAACUCGCUAAUGUUGGAGAAAUUCUGUUAAACAAACCUGUCUCACGUGCAAAUUUGGAGACUGGCCAGAUGGUGCCCGCUUGUGAUGACCCAGAAAUGACCAACAGGGAAGCUCUCAAGAGAUUUGCGAAGUUGCUGUCUGAUGAAAAGCGAAUUCGUGAAGCAAGAUCACCGACAUGAAGAAAUUGUUCUCUUUAUAUUCCUGCCAAAUAGGAAACUUCUCUGGAUGACCUCCGUAUUUGAUAGAGCAAAAUCUGGAUGAGUUCCAUCAUUUAUUGACUUGGAAGUUGCACUGUAACAUAUAGUAAAUAAAUGUAUAGGUGGCAUACUGAGGCUACACCUUUAAAAUUUCAGGCCUUGGCGCCUUGCUAGCUUUGUUUAUAUGUAAAAAGAAUACAAAUAUUCAUUUUUAAUAAAAUU
Messenger RNA from Oryza brachyantha (malo sina), 1658 nucleotides. Its product is annotated as patatin-like protein 2. Gene Ontology annotation, biological process: lipid metabolic process. Lineage: Eukaryota; Viridiplantae; Streptophyta; Magnoliopsida; Poales; Poaceae. Bases 63 to 1418 code for a protein of 451 amino acids. Gene Ontology annotation, molecular function: monoacylglycerol lipase activity; glycerophospholipase activity. The transcript is spliced from 7 exons. The record is from RefSeq and is a predicted model, not a curated record.